GGAUAAUUUACCCCUUUCUUGUGUUGAAAAAGAGGGAUUACAACAAUUUGUUCGUACAGCAUGUCCUCGGUAACUGAUUUAAUAGAACAAAGAUAUAGUACAACAAAAGCUAUACUAGUUAAUCAUUUACAAGAAACAAGGUACCUUACCAUGAGUAGUGACAUAGUUACAAUAACGAACUCCACGAGAAGUUUUCUAAUCGUUACAGUUCACUUCCUGAAUGUUGCUGAUGCGAGUCUCAACUGCUGUUGUCUUACUGCCCAUUACAUGACAGGGGGACAUACAGGAGAAUAUAUUAAAUAUUGUUUUGAAAAUAUAAUGAGCGAGUUUUCUAUCGAUAAAUCGCAAAUUGUAAAUUUCUCAACCGACAGUGGUAGCAACAUGGUUGCUGCUGUAAACUUAUUUUUGGGAGCGAAGAAGAGGAUUCCUUGUGUUGUGCACACUAUAAAUUUGAUCAUAGAUGGGGUUUUAAAAAAAAAUGAAAGCUUUUCAAACUUAGCUGAUCAAAUAAAAUCUAUUGUGACCUAUUUUAAACACUCAGUUAGUGCUUCUGAUCAAUUAAGAUCUGAGCAACUAGCAGAAGGAAAGAAAGAAGGCCAAAUAUUGAUGCUCAUUCAAGCAGUUAGUACUCGCUGGAACUCUUGUCUGGAUAUGAUGGAACGAUUCCUCAAAUUGUCUUCAAUUGUCGCAAAAGUAUUGGCAUCCAGAACUAAGAAUAAUGUACCUGAUAUGGUAGCUACUUCGCAAUUAACUAUUUUGCGUGAUUUAGUAACGCUUCUUAAUCCAUUUAAAACAGUAACAGAAGAUUUGAGUGCCGAGAAAUAUGUCACAGCUAGUUUAGUUAUACCACUAACGAACUUAUUAAAACAAGAAAUCGAACAAACUAAAACAUCAACUGCUAUUGGAGCGUCAGUACAAAAUGAUUUAUUAAAUGGUAUUCAAAGUAGAUUAGUGCCUUUACAAGAUAAUCCUUUUUUGGCCAAAGCAACUAUCUUAGAUCCCCGCUUCAAGAAAUUACAUUUCAUGUCAGCAUUGGCUGGUGCUAAUGCAAUAUCCGAUCUAUCAAAAGAAAUAAUUGCAGAACACAAAAUAAGAGGAAAUCGUUCACCUACAGUAGGCGCUUCUCCACGUGGAGAAAAAGAAAUAACUUCAUCAUUAUGGGAUCGACAUGAAGAUAUGCUCUUGAAAAAUAUGGCUAAUGCCAAUGAAGUUUCUGGCAGAAGUUUUGGUACAAUACCUGCUGAAUUAAAGCAGUAUUUAGAUCAACCAAAUAUUUCAAGGUCAUCAAACGCCCUGAAAUUUUGGAUUGAUAGUAGGCAUUUUACUCCCGUCCUAUCAGAAAUAGCAAUUAAAUAUUUAAUUUCUUCUGCUACAUCUGUAGCAUCUGAACGAGUUGCUUCUACAAUCAAUCUUUUAGUGCCUAACAAUCGUAGUAGCCAAACAGCUGAACAUAUAAAACAAAGAGUAUUUUUAAAAACUCUUACUGAAAAAUAUUGGUAUACAUAAUUGUUUUAUUUAAUUUUAAAAAAUAAUUACUAAGAACUAUAACCUAAUACUUAUGUACAUUCAUAAUUUAAUUUGUUUAAUAAAUCUA
Leptidea sinapis is the source of this 1594-nucleotide messenger RNA. RefSeq names its product E3 SUMO-protein ligase ZBED1-like. The transcript has 3 exons. Gene Ontology annotation, molecular function: protein dimerization activity. The record is from RefSeq and is a predicted model, not a curated record. NCBI's taxonomy places the organism in Eukaryota, Metazoa, Arthropoda, Insecta, Lepidoptera, Pieridae. The coding region runs from base 61 to 1506 and encodes 481 amino acids.